UGUGUUCGUUUCACCUCCUAAUCAGUUUUCCUGGGGGAUCUAUCAUCGACUGCAGCAGAGGAGGCAAGUAGAAAAGCGGAAAAAGAAGAUUGGAGAUUUCUGCCCCAGCUUUAAUCUUCUCUCAUCACAAAUUUGAGCCUCAUACAAAAAUGGACGCCGCUCUCUCCACGCCCUGCAACAUCCAGAUAUGUGAGGUGACCUGUGACUCCUUCCGCAUCAUGUGGGACAUGACCUCCGAGGACAGUGCCAGAGCUACACACUACUUCAUUGACCUGAGCCGCAAAGAGAGCAGGGACCCCAACCGCUUCAAACACAGGGAUGUGCCAACCAAGCUGGUGGCCAAGGCUGUGCCUCUUCCCAUGGCCGUGAGGGGACACUGGUUCCUCAGCCCGCGGACAGAAUACUGUGUAGCUGUCCAAACUGCUGUCCGACAGCCAGACGGUGACUACCUGGUGUCAGAGUGGAGCCAGGUGGUGGAGUUCUGCACCGGGGACUAUGCUAUGGAACACCUCCAGCAGCUUCUUGACAAGGCAAAGGGCUCUGCAGGGAGGCUGCUGAAGUUCUCUGUGUUUUAUCGCAAUCAGCACCCAGACUACUUCGACUAUGUCAGAAGGGAAUGUGGAGGCCUGAUGCGUCCAGCCCUUAAAGACAUCAGCGGGAGUCAUGGUUCUCCCAUCAACGGCAAACUGCAGGGAGUCUUCUUCAGCUGCAACACAGAGUUUGAUACAGGCCUUCCUCCCAAAGACUCCCCUUAUGGCCCCCUGCGUUUCCAGAUCCCAGCUGGACACCUGCUGAACCCCAACAUCUCACUGUACUUUGCAGACUUCUACUGUAUGUACACAGCCUAUCACUACGUGGUGCUGGUGCUGGCCCCUGUUGGUUCAGAGGGCGAUACCUUCUGUCGCACCCGGCUGCCUAUGCUGGACUUGGCCUCCAACCCUUUCCUGACGUACACUGACCCCCAGAGGCCGGGGGAGGAGCCUCUGUACUGCCAUGCCAGCGACGUCAUCCUCGAGGUGCUUUUCACAGAGCCGGUUCCUUUGGAUCAAGGCAGCGUGGAGCAGAUCAGCGGGCACCACCAGCUUAUGAGUCUGACCACGGCCAAUGCUAAGAAAGACCCGAGCUGCAAAGUGUGCAACAUCAGUGUGGGACGCUGAGGGAGAUGAAGGACAGACCUGGCAGUGUGCGAGCCUGCAAUGCUGAAAGAAACGGUGUUGCACAAUGCAAAACAGUUGAGACCAUCAUGUGUAGGUCAGUACUCAGUACUGGAAACAGCCCACCUCUCAGGGUGUGUGCAUGCUGCUGCCCCUCCUCCCUCCUGCCUGGACUAGAAUAGUGAGUAUUAAAUAGAAGAUUUUUACGACGUGUACCGCAGAACUUCAUCACGAUCACAGCUGGAGAUACAGUCCAUCCAUGACUGUUGAACAAAAGAUGAUAGGCUUUAAAAGGCUCAACAAUAUCUGUGCUCCUUUGUUGAGAGUCAUAUUUGCUCUAUUGUGUCUUUGUGGCAUUUAUGAAUACCCUUUUCUUCUUCGGUUUUUCUUUAAGAUGUGUUUAUUUCCUUUUUUUGUUAUGCUGUAUUAGUUUGGUGUAAUUUCCCUCCAUAAAUGUGUGUUUUAUACAACCUGAAAAAAGAAAUGCUUAUAGUGUACCCCUUUUACAGCAUUGCAGGUCACAAACAAUGUGUUUUACCUCUUGCAAAGCUUUCUCUAUGAAGUUACUGCCAGAUGUUCUUUGUCUUUUAAGAAAAAGACUUAUUUGAUAAAUGUCUCAUACUCCUACAUUGUAGCUUUAACUCCAGUUUUCAGCAUCUCUGCUAAAUACUUCUUAAAAAGCUCAAUGCAGAGUUCUGAUUUGGAAAAUCAAAAUGCUGCACAGCAUACUUACUGCAGAAAAAUAUGGUGCAAUGUGACAAUGAAAGCCAUACAAAGUUUUGGGGUUUUAUGAGGAAGGUAAUGGAAGAUGGUAUCACAAGGUUCCCUGCAAUCAGUCUCUGACAGCAAGCCUCGGCUCUAUAAACAGGGCUGAGCUAAGAUUAGCUUCUCUAUUGCUAUGGGGUUUCUGUUCGUCCCUGCCCAGUAAUCUCUGACCUAUAUGGGAAUCCCAGAAAUGCCCAAAGUGAAAGGGAACCCGUCCCCUGUGCACAACAGUAAUGCACGCGCUGGUGAAUAGCCAGAAUGUAGGACAUGACAAGCGUGUCAAGCGUGCGCUAAAUAAAAAAAAGGCUCACCCCUUUGACACUGAAUGUGAAAGAAAAAUGGAGGAAAAUUGAAUGCAAUCACUUGUUUAAAAGACUUUUUUUUAUAUACAAAAGCACUUAAGAUGUCUAAACAUUUCUAAAAAUAAAGUCAAAUGUCAUAAAAAAUCGUCUUUACCCUGGAGCAAUGUUUCAUGUCUCACAAUAUCAGUAAGUGGAAGAGAAAGUCAUGCCCUUUCACCCAGAUUCUUCCCGCGACAGAGAUGUGAGUUCACACUCACAGCAAUGCUGUAGUUCCGUCCGUUGUUAUUGUCCCAAAAAGGCUCAUUGUACCCACCUGGUAAAUAACUUAAACAAAACUCUAUCUUCCGUUUGGCAUCUAGCACUUUAGGAAUGGCAAUGUCAAAUUCAAAGAUGUCUGUCUGCGGCCCUCCGAAUCGUUUCUGCACAUACGUACAGGUGACAUCUUUGUAACUCUGCCAUGAGUCAAAGGUGAUGCGUAUACGCACUUCCUUCUGGAAACUGAUGUUUCUAACUCGGACGGUACCUUGGAGGGCCUGUUCAGUAACGCUGCAGUUCUCCAGGAUAACCAUGCUCUCUGCCAGCUUGGCACGAAAGGCCCGGAAAUCUGCAGACGGCUGUGGGAAGCCCAGUUUGAGCUGUGUUCCUGGGCAGCAGG
Messenger RNA from Centropristis striata (black sea bass), 2876 nucleotides. It is a transcript of the gene phyhip, whose product is annotated as phytanoyl-CoA hydroxylase-interacting protein. Gene Ontology annotation, molecular function: protein binding. Lineage: Eukaryota; Metazoa; Chordata; Actinopteri; Perciformes; Serranidae. Gene Ontology annotation, cellular component: cytoplasm. Bases 150 to 1157 code for a protein of 335 amino acids. The transcript has 5 exons. The record is from RefSeq and is a predicted model, not a curated record.